Vespa crabro (European hornet) is the source of this 3527-nucleotide messenger RNA. RefSeq names its product dentin sialophosphoprotein (gene Hen1). Lineage: Eukaryota; Metazoa; Arthropoda; Insecta; Hymenoptera; Vespidae. Gene Ontology annotation, cellular component: nucleus; cytoplasm. The transcript has 5 exons. The record is from RefSeq and is a predicted model, not a curated record. Gene Ontology annotation, biological process: siRNA processing; RNA methylation; piRNA processing. The coding region runs from base 191 to 3298 and encodes 1035 amino acids. Gene Ontology annotation, molecular function: RNA methyltransferase activity; O-methyltransferase activity.
AAUCAGUGACGAUCGUGUGCGAUCGAUUGUCGCGCUACCUAUGUAGAUAUGUGUUUCGCGCGCAUCAGGUAGAUGACGCUUGCGAGCCCGCCACUAAAGUAACAUUAUAAAAUGGCUGUCGUUCGUUCAAAUAAUACGAUUAAAUUUCUCCGUUGAUACUCGUGAACAUCCUAACUGUGUAUCUUUAACUAUGUUUUUAGUUUUAUUUCAUGUAUUUUAUCUUUUUGGAAAGUAUGUAUAUGAUAGUUAUUGUAGGAAAGAAAAGAAAAAUAUGAAAACAUUGCGUACUGUAUCGGAUGAAAUCUAUAACAUGAUAGAUCCCGAUACACUUCGGGAUUACGACGAAAACGAGAAAAUAAAGUUUUCUCCGCCAGCUUACAUCCAAAGAUAUAAUACAGUGAUCGAUAUACUUUGCAGUGAUAAAUACAAUGGCAAGAUACGAAAGAUUGUAGAUUUUGGCUGUGCAAAUCUUAACUUUUUGGUUCACCUAAAACAUAUCUCCGAUGUCGAAGAAAUAUUAUGCGUAGACAUUGAUAGAAGUGUUCUUGAAAAUAACAAAGGCAAAGCCAAACCAUUAAUUUGUGAUUAUAUACAUUUUCGAAAAGGUCCACUUCAGAUACAUGUUUACGAAGGUAGCGUUACAAGCAAUGACAAAAAACUGGAGAAAGCCGAUGCAGUGAUCUGCAUAGAAUUGAUUGAACACUUGUAUCCGGACGCAUUAACGGAUUUUCCGUUUAACAUCUUUGGUUAUAUCAAACCAAAAGUAGCUAUUGUAACAACGCCAAAUGCAGACUUUAAUGAAUUAUUUCCUUAUUUCUCCGGACUCAGGCAUCCAGAUCACAAGUUUGAAUGGACUAGAGAACAAUUUCAAGACUGGGGACAAAAUAUUAUUAUAAGAUAUCCAGAUUAUCAUGUAACAUUCCAUGGCAUUUGUAAUGGGCCAAAAGGUACGGAGCAUUUAGGUGCUUGCACUCAAAUGGCCGUUUUUCAUCGUAAUAGCGAAGAGAACGGUUCAGAAUCGUUAGGUAUUGAUAAUUUAUUUAAGCUCGUAACUUCGCAUAAUUUUCCAUUUAAAAUUGACAAUCGUUCGGACGAACAGAAGAUUUUGGACGAAGUUAUCUAUCAUCUUAACGAAUCUGUAUCUUUUGAUAAUAUGCGAGGAGAAAUGUCGCUUAAAUCUUUAGUAUCGUUAUUGAGUAAAUUUAAUGUUACAAUUGAAUCAUUGAGAACAAUUUUGGAAGAAGCAGGAUGGACCAUAAUUGAUUACAAAGAAGGUCCUGCUACAUUUAUUUCAAAGCAAACAAGUACCGUAGAAGGUAGCUGUUUAGAUGGCCUUGUAAUAUUUGAGGAUUCAGAUGUAUCUUUGGAUUAUUACGAUGGAUAUACAAAUACGGUGGAAUCGAUUGAAGCUUGGCAUUCUGAUAACUGGGACGAAGAACCGAGUGUUAUUAUACCUGAAAAUAAUUCUAUCGUACAAUAUAACAAUAGUUAUUUGUUUGAUGGUGAACAUGAGUCACCAAAUAUUAAUGAUCUUUCUGACAAUAUGAACGUUCAUGAAUCUUCCGUUGAUUUAAUUCCAAGUAAUCCCAUUUUACAAGAUGCUGACGCUGAUGCCGAUGCCGAUACUGAUGAUGCUGAUGAUGCUGAUGAUGCUGAUGAUGCUGAUGAUGAUGAUGAUGAUGAUGAUGAUGAUGAUGAUGAUGAUGAUAAUGUAUCAUCACUUGGAAUUAAUUUUUAUAUGUUAUCCGAUGGUGAUACAGCCAGUAAUUCAAACGUAAACAAUGACAAUAAUAGAUUUAUAGGGCCUAACGAAAGGUUAAAUAGAACAUUAGAUUUUUACCAUUCUACAACAGUAUUAUCCUCUUCGAUGUCGCCUCAACCGCUAUUGGUUCAUUUGGAUCAAUUGAACAGUUCCUAUAGCGAUGAUACAGUUAUAGAUAAAGACGUGCCAUAUUCAUCGUUUUUGAAUAACACUUUUCAUUCGUCAGACACAUUGAGAGAUGAAUUUGUUAAUUUGGAAGAAGCAAGUAAUGGAAAACUUGAGCAAGUAAAUACAGAGGAAAAACAGAUUUAUUAUGAAGAUCAUUUUGUUCUAGAGGAUUGCCCAUCUGCAUCAACGACAAAUCAACCGCAAUACACAAGUUCACCAAGAGUUCUUGGAAAAACUAAAGAACCAAAUUCUAAUCGGAAAUCAUUAAGGCCUGAAAAUAUAAGCAACGGCGAUAUAUCAAAAACUUUACGAUUGGCCGAUAAAAAACCUUUGUCGCCUUCUAAUGGCGUAGUAAGUAUUAGUCAAAUUUCUCUAAAGGAUUUUAAUGAUACUAACGUAUCGGCUACAUCGAGUCUAUCCAGAACUGACAGUUAUAAUGCAAUAACAAAAAGUGAUACAAUCGAAAAGAACCACAUAGUUGAAAAAGAAGUUGCAAUAUUGCCAAGAGAGGAUCAUGUGGAAAAUAUGUCUUUGGAUAAAAUCAAAUGUCUUUACCUCCCGUGUGCCAAAGAAAAUAGUGAUAUUAUAUUACAAUCUAAGGGAACAGAAAAUUUAAAUGAUAUUCAGUCUGAAACAUGUUUAAUAAAGGCCGUUGCCGGAUCUAAGGAUUAUUCAAAAAAUUUCAAUCAAAUUUGUAUAAUAUCUCCAGGUAACAUUGUAGAAAUAAAGCCUCAUAAUUCUCCGGAGCCCUUAGAGACUCCUCCAAAUAGUUGGUCACCAGAAAUUAUAGAUUCUGGCUAUCCAAAUUCUGUAUCAGCACCCGAUAUGACACCGGAAUAUGAUCUACCUAGUAUAGCGCAUGAUAGGAUCGCACCCGAUUUAGAAUCUCCAAGUGUAGCGGAAGCGCCACGGUUUGAAAAUUUAGAACCAGUGGUAAUAGAAAAUGGUGAUCUUGCAAAUAAUAAUAGGGAUGACGAAGGUAAUAAUAUGAUAGCUGUUGCCGAUAACGAUAUCGAAAAUCUUCAACCGUUGAUUAAUGUUUUGGAAAACGAUCUUGAAAAUGAAAAUGACAUUUAUGUCGUUGAAAAUGGUUUUCCUAUAUGGCUAUUGAGAAUAUUAGAAAUGGCUAAUCCAAUAGAUGUUGUUGAUGGACAUAUUUUAAGAGAUCGCAGAGAAUUGAUCCCCUUUGAUCUUAUAGAAGACGACCAAGAAUAUUUGGGCAUAGAUCACGAUGAAGGCUUUGAUAGCAAUUCCUCCGUAGAAGAUAGCGAGCAAAAUAAUGACGAAAUAUCAAGUAAUUUAACGGAAGCAAAUCAUAUUGAUAAUAAUAACGAAGUAAUGCACGACACAGACAGCGAACAAUUUUGAAGAUAUCGUUUCUGUACGUUAUUCUUUUAAUAGUUUCGGAUAUGACAAUGACGAAUGGGUAAUAAGAAAUACGUGAUACUAUCGAGGAAAACAAUCCUGACAUAUCAUCAUUCAUUGCUGCUUAUACAAUUUAUCGAAUUUGAGAUAUAAAAUUAAGGGUAUUAAUAAUUUUCUUACAUUUUUACAUUUCAUUGAUUUUUUUUUUUUUUUUUUUUUUUUUUUUCUUUUU